AUGUAUCUCGAGAAGCUAAUCAGUAUGCUGAUUGGUUGGCUGGCCAAGCUUAUGGGAGGGCUCAAUUGGUUUAUCCCUACUGAUAAAUCUUCAGGAACAACAUCUUAUAAGCAAGGUGCAUUGGAGACAUCAUUUGCAAAGAGGCAUAGUGGAGAAUUCUAUGUAAUUAAUAUUGCGGUGCAGGAUCCUAAGCUUCGUGCUAUAGAAUUUGUUCUGAAAGAUGGCUGCUCCAAUAGAUGGAUGAAGUUGAACAAUGGCAAUUCCCGAGUUGAUCUACCUAAUCAUGAUGAAAAUACUAUCCAUCCACCUGUAUCAAAGGAUCUGAUACAACACAAGGUAUAUCUAAUCUGGGAAAGCAAAGACAGACGAGUGAGCACUGCAGAACAACAAAAGCAUGAUUAUGAUGAUGCUAUGAGAGCGCUCCAAAAUCAGCUGAUUAGAGGAACUUUUUUGAAUGACUUACAGAGUAGUUGCAUAUCUGCAAGUACCAAUACCAAAGCACUCAAUACUAGUAGGGGGCAAUCUAGUUGUGUACCUUCUUCAUAUUAUAGAAGACGUCAUAUGGAUCAGUGAUUGCAUAAGCAUUCUGUGGGCCAUGAAAGAAGCACCAAUAUGCCAUUUUCUGCUUUUAUGGAUCUUAUACAGAAAACUACUGGAGGAGAUAAAAUAGUUACAAGGAAAAGUCAUCACAUCAGUAACUAUGAGAUAUGGUCAAACAGUAAUCCCACUAUCAAAUGGUUACUUGAUGAAAUAUAUCCUAGAGAAAAUGAGGCUGACAGCUCAUUGAUGCACAGGUUCAACAUUGUAACGGAAUUGAUGGAGCAUUGUAAAUUUGAAGGGGAAUCAGGCCUUAUAGGCAUAUUGGUGUGGUUGAGGUUCAUGGCAUGAAGGCAUCUCACAAGGAACAAAAAAUACAAUGUCAAACCUAGUGAAAUCAGUGAAGCUCAGGAUAAGUUCACCAAUUUACUUCAAAACAUAUACCUGUGCCAGCCGAAAGAUAGAGAAAUUAUGAGACUAAUAAUGCUGUGUGUUGGAUGCGGCGGUCAAGGUGAUGUUGGGCAGAGAAUCCAUGAUAAAAUACUAGUGAUUUAGAGAAACAAUGAUUGCUAGACUGACAUGAUGGAUGAAUGGCAUCAAAAGUUUCAAAAUAACAGUAUCCCAGAUGAUGUGAUGAUUUGUGAGGCUGUUCACUCAGGUGUUAACUUUGAAUCUGCCAUGAAACUUGUUUGGGUCCUUCUAAGGGCUAACAAUUUCACAAGUUCAUGCAGAUUUACUUUUGUUGGUGUCGGUGUGCGGUCCCUAAAAUUAAGGGUCUCCGUAGGGAAGAUCGAAGGGUAUCCCUGAAGAUAGAUGUCGGUCGCCAACAUAUAUUGAGCUGAAAGAAUAAGAGAUCAAAUAUGUACAGUGGGCACUACGAGUAAAGGCUGUUCUUGAUGGACUGCAGCCAAUACUUGCUGGUAGGUCCCGGAUUUACUAGAAAAGAAUACAGCCUGGUGCACAAAAUCUUAGUAAUUUGCUUGGUAUUGGAAAUCAGUGGUAAGUUAAGCUUGACAUGUAUGAAGGUUCCUGACUGAUAUCUUAAUUGUAUUAUUUUAUUAAUUAUUUAAUAAAGAAUAUUGAACUAAAAUUUCCAUGUUAAUAAAGAAGUGUAAAGAAAGUUAAAAGUUCAA
Ricinus communis (castor bean) is the source of this 1670-nucleotide messenger RNA. Its product is annotated as alpha-glucan water dikinase 2. The record is from RefSeq and is a predicted model, not a curated record. NCBI's taxonomy places the organism in Eukaryota, Viridiplantae, Streptophyta, Magnoliopsida, Malpighiales, Euphorbiaceae.